Molecule: messenger RNA, 2007 nt
Organism: Aureobasidium vineae
Lineage: Eukaryota; Fungi; Ascomycota; Dothideomycetes; Dothideales; Saccotheciaceae
Source: the annotation of a GenBank genome assembly
AUGGACUACACGCCUGGACAGGAAAUACACAACACAUCGUAUACUAUUCUACCGCUUCCUAAGGAUGUCAUCGUACAGAUCAAGUCUUCCACCACAAUCACCAGCCUCAAUCAAGUAAUUCUUGGCUUGUUCGAAAACUCCCUGGAUGCACAGGCAACAAAGAUCGAUGUCUCCGUUGACUUCCGUCGAGGCGGUUGUACGGUGGAAGACAAUGGUAUUGGCAUCUUGCCCUCAGAGUUUCGCGAGACUGGAGGUCUCGGUCGCAUAUACCAUACAUCCAAGCAGAAGGACAACACACAACACGGAACUCAUGGUGGCCAAGGAACGUUUCUGGCAUCCGUAGGAGCACUUUCGCUUCUUACCAUCACAUCUCGACAUGCUCAGCACUACUCUCAUAAUACACUGAGUUUACAUCGAUCAAAAGCAAUCUCCAGAAUGACACCUACGCCACCUCAGAAUGAGAUUCGCACUACCACUGGUCAUGGUACACGCGUGUCGGUCAGAGACUUGUUCGGCAAUAUGCCUGUAAGAGUCAAGCAACGAGCCAUUGCUGAUGAAGGAGGACUUGAAACUGGAAGGCAAUGGCAAGCUCUGAAAAUUGGCCUGGUGGGCUUGCUUCUACCAUGGAACCGUCGCGUCGCCAUCAAAGUCACAGACUUGAACAACCAAGAAAAGACACUCGUCAUCAACACAGGAUCACAAUUUACGCCGAAUACUCUAAGUGAGAGGAAUCUGAAUAUUUUGAAUAAGAAGAUGCCAGACUUUGAUCAAAGUUCUGUCUUGAGUAUCCUGUCCCAAUCCGGUGUCAUUUCGACCGACUCCAGGGGUAGCUGGAUACCGGUAUCUGCAUCGAUCUCUUCAGUCACUAUCAAAGGUCUCAUAUCACUGGAACCGGCACCUAGUAGGAUCGCUCAAUUCAUGUCUAUCGGUUCCAUCCCUUGUCUGGAUGAGAAUAGACACAACGAGCUUUAUGAAACAGUCAACCGACUGUUUGCUCAGUCCACUUUUGGUCACGUAUACGACGAGUCUGUACUUGAUGAGACUGAGAUGAAGCGUCGACAGCACGAUCGACGAUACAAGAGGGAUGGCCCCACGAACAAACAGCUUCUAGGAGGCAGGAAGGGAGUGGACCGCUGGCCUAGAUUCUAUUUUCGUAUUGAUCUGAAGACCGAAGAGAGUACACAGCAUGUUAGCAACCUCAGUGACAUGCAUCUCAAGAGCAUCAUCAACGUCCUCGAAAGCUUGACCACACAUUGGUUGGAAGCGAACAACUUCCGACCGAAGAGGCCAAGACAAAAGCGAAAACAAGUCGCGGAUGAUGUCGAAAGGCCAAGCCAGAAAAACUUCAAUGUUCUAUCACCAAACACCAAAGACCGACCUUCGUCUGCUCCCUUGCAACUUGUCAGCGGCAGCAGAACUCGCGCUUCAAAGCAAGCCGAAAAUACGAGCACACACAGCCGAGGCUCUAAGAGAGCGCGGCGAGUACCCUCAACAGACACCGUGGCACCAACCAUACCUUUUACAGACUGGAGUCGAAUCAAGAGCGCUCAGCCACAGAUGUACGACAGUAUAUGGAAGUGCAAGACACCACAAUCAAGACCAUCCACCGCAAGUGGAUCAACAGUGCAGGAGACACGCUACAUGCCAGAAACCCCUGCUACGAUCGAGGUGGAAGCUGUUGAUGCAAAUCGGUUUGGACUUGUACACGACAGCUCGCGCGAGAUGACAGCGCCUCAGGAACUGGACCACAUUCAAGAUGGAGAGACCUACAUUGACUGGAUCGAUCCGAAAACCAACCGCAAACAUCAUAUCAAUGCACGUACAGGUAUCGUGAUGCCAGACAAGGUGCAUCGACCGGCCUUCAAUACUGUAUCUUCAGGUAGAUCUGCUGCUGCGGCGGACUCCCGAUUGUCAUCGUUCGGUAGGCCUCUUGUCCUGGAACGAAGAAAAAGUAAAGUGCUAUACACACUUGAGACAGCCUCGAAUGCUGGAUCCAAUUCACCUUAG